CGAGCGCCGGAGUUUCUGGACCCGGCGGCGACGGAUGCACGACCGGCACGCGGGCCGGAGUCGAGCGGCAGACGCCACGAAGCACGCACGCCUUUCGACCACGACUCGCGCGUAUACGGCGCAGCUGCUGCCUGCCGCGGUACCGGUUAUAUACAAGCGGCGUGAGUUGCCGCUGCUGCGGCCGCCAGGCAGCUAACAGUCGCGUACACACAGUUGGCCUGUCGUCGGCAAACACGACGCAGGCCGCGAACUUCAAGAGCUGUCUUUCCGCUGCGCCGCAUCAUCGCUGACGGACAGGCAGCGGCUCCGAUCGGACAGCUGCUUCUGAUGACACCGGUUCAAGGCGCGGGAGCUGCGUGAACUGCCAGUCAUGAGGUGGCAAGACCUCGGGCGGAAGGAAUCGAGGUGGCUUCUGCUGGGUUCUUCCUGCCUUGCAGUGCAGCUGCUCUUCGGGGUGCAGCUGCCCACGGUCCAAGCAGUGGAGGCUGGCGGCAACACCGGAGGCCCUGGCGGCAGCAGCAGCGAGGUGUACCUGAGCAGCGUGGAGCGCGAGAGUGACUCACCCGCGACGAGCGAUGCGCCCGCGACGUCAGCCGAGACGCCAGGAGGUGACGACCCGCCGGUGCCCACUCCGCGGCUCGCCUUCCUCGACAAGAUGCUCGAGCAGUACGACAAGCGCGCGUGGCCCACCUACGGAAUGGGACAUCCAACGUACGUCAAGGUGAACAUAUACGUGAACAGCAUAGGCCCUGUCAACGCAAACAAUAUGGAGUAUGGCAUGGACAUCUACCUGCGCCAGUCAUGGCAGGACCUUCGGCUGAACGUGAGCAAGUACGGCGUGACCACGCCGGUGACCAUCAACGGCGAGGACAUCAUGGGCAAGAUCUGGAAGCCCGACCUGUUCUUCCGCAACGUGAAGGAGGCCAGCUUCCACUACGUCACAGUGCCCAACAAGCUGGUCAAGCUGGGGCCCGACGGAGAGGUGCUGUUCAGCAUGCGCCUCACGCUGCGGCUCGCCUGCUUCAUGUCCUUCAAGCACUUUCCCCUAGACACGCAGAGGUGCCACAUUCUGCUCGGACCCUAUGCCCAAACCAUAGAACAAACAGCCAUUUCGUGGCAAGACGCGGACCCCAUUGUGCUCGAACGCCCCAUCGAAAUUCCCGAGUUCGACCUUGUCCACAACUCGUACGGACAUUACAACCGGGCGAUCGACACAGGCGUGUUCAGCUUCCUCAACGCGACGUUCACCCUGGAGCGCCAGAACGGCUACCACUUGAUACAGACGUACCUGCCCACUUUCCUGAUCGUCAUGAUCUCCUGGGUCUCCUUCUGGCUCAACGUGGACGCCACGCCCGCGCGAGUCACCCUCGGAGUCACCACGCUGCUCACCAUGACCACCGUCGCGUCCGGUGUGCGCACACAGCUCCCGCCCGUGUCAUACAUUAAGGCCAUCGACGUCUGGAUAGGCGCCUGCUCUGUCAUGGUCUUCGGAGCCCUGCUAGAGUUCACACUUGUCAACUACCUCUCGCGAAGCAAACUACGCCCCGAGGAGUUUCGCAAGUCCAUCAACAUCUUCAACCGUCACAAGAACCGAACCUGGGACGUCGAAACACGUGACGAAGAGCAAUCAAGAUUGACAAAGCGUAACCGGAAAAGCGGUGAAAAGCAAGACGGCGAAGAAGGCGCCAACAAGUACGAGACCCGCGGGCACAUGGAACUUCAGAAGAACCUCAAGAGGUCACAGAACGUCGACAAAGUGUGUCGCAUCAUGUUUCCAUUCGUGUUCUUUGUCUUCAACCUCAUCUACUGGUUCUACUACCUCUACCAGAGCGAGUUCACUUGAGACUGAAUCGAGCGCCUCUUAUCCUGACCCACGUUGACUUCUUACCGGAGUUACAGGACUUUUCAAGAAGAUCAACGUGUUCUACGGGAAAGCAUGGUCUGUGCCGACCGCAAAAAAAAAAAAUGGAACAAAAGACACUUCGGUGUAUUCGCACUAUGGAAACUUUCUACGCUAGCCUUGUGCUGUAUGCCGAUCGCUGAGGUUAAAGACGUCGGCUCAUACGAUGUAUGUCAGACGGAAUUCGCAGACGUAUUUAAACAUUGCAAAUCAUAAACAGAAGUUUCGGUUGUUUAUGGGAAUUACGGUGCGGUGUAUGUGUGCUAGCCAACCUCGAUAACUUUGCAGAGUUCCCAUCUCCAGUAAUUCGUGAGGCGUAAUUUUUGUUGCACGCCCACUGCUUGAGAGACGCAACUCGAAAUUAAGACACAAAACAGGACAUCUGUGUGCUUCCGUAUACGAAGCAAAGGUGUCUACUAUAUGUGUUUUCCCCGCACCGCACUGUCUCUCCUAAGCAGCGCGUACGAAACACCGAUUACGUUGAAAGCUUGUGUGUUUUUUUUUUUUUUUUUUUUUUACUUUCUGAAGCAGCUGCUGGCUAGAAAAGGCUCAAUUUCAUUUAUUGAAUGCACCCUUGUGGACACUGUUCAUGUUUAUCUGUCUAACAUUGUGCAGACGUAUUUACACUUCUGUUUAGUUAGUUAAGCCUUGUAAUGGCGGGAGUGAACUCGCAACAGCUACAGCAUUUGUUUGUUAAUCUUGUUGGCUUGCAAGCGUGUGACCGUGAAAAGCCCUACGAGUGGUGCUCUAGCAUAUCGUGUAUUGACAAAUCUUUUUGAAUUAUUAAUAGCUGUUCUGAUUUACUGACAGAUAAGCGGAGCUGGCGAUGCCCCUUGGGGAUUUUUUUUUUUUUGCUGUUUUGUCCUGUUUGCUGAAACAAAACCUGUGCAAAGUGUAUUACAUUUACUAAGCAGAUUUACACUUCGCAGUUGUAUCAUAAAUCCAGGCGAUCGAGAGAAUGAAUGUCACAACCGCGGUAUUUUGGAACAACCACAUUGAGCCGCCAAGGAAUUGCUAUUGCUAGCAAUUUUUUCUUAAGUGCUUAAUUCGUCAUUCGGAUAUGUGUGUGAGAGAGAAACAACUCUGACGCGACAAUGGUUGUCUGUGCUACUUGACUAACCUUACCGAAGCGUGUUUAGUCCAUUUCAUGCUUGUGCAUUUAAAGCGCCGAAAAUUACAUGCACGUGAGUUAAAGAUGCCCUCAAACACUUUAUUCUCAUUUCUUUAUUUCAGUCCUUCGUCAGCUCUAAGUGACUUCUUGGCUGAAGGAUGCUUUCUUUACUGUACCGAAAGUUGAAAGACUUGAGAAAGAGAGAGAAAGGGAAAGAAAGACAAGGAGGUUAGCCAGUGUAAAUACCGGAUGGCUACCCUGUACUGGGGGUGCCUUGAGGGUGUUCUCUGAAGGGCAUAGUACAGCGUGUUCUAGACACCAUCACCGAAAGAGGACAAAUUCGCAGGAAAAGUUGUGCGGAAUAAUUUUUCCAUAAGAAUGGACCGCAUCACACAUAUGAAGUGCUAAUAAUUAAUUAUAAGCAGCGACUCGUUUGUCCUUCAGUCACAAGAUGCAAUGCCACAGAAAUCCAGAGUGUUUUUCAGACUAAUUGGUCACUAUAGCGUAGCUGUAGCGGGGUGCGUCAGCUUAUGCAACUAUGCCUCAAGUGCACAGAACACAAACAGCGGCGCACAACCAUAAAGUAAUUCAACAGUGGCAUCGCGGUCUCACGAUUUAAAGUGUAAACAUUUUCACUUAUGCGAGGAGUUAUUUGCUUCUACUUCUGUAUUGGUCCAGUCAAGAAUGAUUUAAGGGGAUAUAUGGCACAAAAUAGAAUGAAUUUCUCCGCAACGGUUCGCGUGUAGUCGCUAUGAGAUUCCAAACUCGUAACCGUAGCACCUGCGUUUAACACCAUAGUUGCCGUCGCACCACUCACUAAGUCCCCUAAUGGCUUUGUGACGUGUGGGGUCACGAUCCAAAUUUGCGCGGGGCCAAGCUCAGAACCUAUCCUUUUGCUUUUUUUUUAAGCAGUUACCAUCAAGACGUCGAGAAUUUACGGUAUCGCGCGUGAUGCGUUGGUAUGUGUCCUGCAUCACUACAGAUAUAUAUGAAGGUUGGGUGAGCUCGGAGGCAAUAAAAAGUGUCAACUAAAGGCGUCUGAGCCUCUGAGGGCCUUUGUAGGUAGCGAACAUGCUCGAAGUUGUGUACGACUUCGUGUUGUAGGCAGUAGCGAAGGUGGAUGACCAAACCACGGGGCACCUGGUGGGACCAAACUUGCCUGUAUGCCUGGGCGCCGAGAACCACGAUGAAAUUUUUACGAACGCGGUGUGCAUUUGCUACAUCCUUCCGACGCAUUGUUGUUUCUCCAAUUAAGCGGUAUGUCGUGUUGUCUAGUCAAAUGAGCGUGUACGUUGGAAUGCUAUACACGUUAUUUUUCAUGUCUAUUGCUGGAUUUCCGUAAACAGCAGUGCGAGUUCCCCGUGAAGCCAAGCAGGUCAUCUGACUGCACUCUCGAUUCCUUGUUAAGAAAGGGUACCGGCAGGUCGGUCGCGCUGCUAUCCGCGCCUGGUGAACGAUAGUUGUUUUGUGCCCCUAGUCAUCGUCUAGCCUGUGUAUGUUCAUCAAAUGCUUGAAGCUUAGUCAGGAGGGACCUGCGUUAUAUUGAAACAGCCGAUUUCUUAAUUAUGUGCAUCUCUGCAGUAAGAAUCUUGUGCGUUAUCACGAGUGUGGCAUUAUGACAGUAAGUGGUUUUGUACAUCUCACCAUGCCACAAACCAAAAAGAAAGGAUGGGUUCUGUCGUUUAAACAGAGCUGUAAAUUAGAAACGGGCACGAUUAAUGGGAAUACCAGAUAGCCUGUUGAUGGGCCCCUGUUCGCAAUUGGUCUUACAUGGACUCCUCGAUUUUCGAGAGAGAAGUUCAGCAUCAGAUUCAAAUGUCGAUCCGCUGAGCCAAUAGUCGUACUGGCGUAGAAGAGUAAUUGUUUUUAGCCCCUUUAAGAAAUCAAGAGCUUAGUAGGAGCAAAGCGUGUGCAAAACAUGAUCGCGUGUGGCAGAAUGCAUCGUUGUGAUACAUUAAUGCGUGGUUAUUGUCGAGUUGUACAUGCACUCACGAGUGGUGGCAUGGUUUGAAUUUUGUUGUACUAAGCCUUGCCAAGAGAUAUAAACAGCUCUGAAACUAAGUAGCACUUAAAUAUGAACGCUGUUAAGACCUUGUUUUCAGACAGCGCUUAAUGUGUAUGUAGAGUCAAAUACUAUUGCGAUGUUGCAGUCAUAACCAGCAAGCUUCCUAUAAUUAAGAUAGCCUAUUUGAACCGUACCAAGAGCGCUUACUUUCGACUACUUCAGUGAAAGUAAAAACUUAUACUUUGGUCGAAGAAACGUUGGAACAAUGCUGGUCAUAAAUCUUCAUGAAGUAAUUCCCUGCAGGAAGCCCUCGAGCUCGCAGCACAGACGAUAUUUGUUCAUGUAGUUAUGAGCCAUCAUUGAGCUAACCUGUGUCCGGUCCUUCUGUCAUAAAACGGAGCUUCUUUCACAUUUUGAACUGUGAAUGUACACUUCAUAACUUCUUAUCUCGCCCUUAUACGCACAUAGCCGGUCUCUCGUAGUAAGGAGACUCAGGCGGGACAUCCAUGUUUCGUCGACGGUAUUCCCAUGUACUAGGCUCAAAUGUGAACAAGGUUGUGCGACGUGACCGAUGCGAUCUCAACACUCUCUGUAGCCGCAGUUGUAUCAUGAGAAUUCCAUAUAUAGAUGGUCUAUAUAUAGCUUAUAUAUAAUUCGCCUUUUCGAACUGAAUAAUUAAAUAGAAUAAUCGAUAACCAGGAAUGUAAAACAACUCUGCUAGUUAAACAACUUACAAGGAACGAUCAAUAUUGAUGAAGAGAAACUCGACUCCCACAUUUCAGAUGUAUUAAAGCGCGUAGUUGCGCUUUAAUCCGACAGCACGGCUCUGAUGUUGCGAAAGGUUCGAAAAUUGGUGAAUUCAUGGAAGUGUACCACAAACGUAUUUAAUUUCGUUGGCCACACUUUCCUAUGCACGUACGUCGUCAGGACACGCCGCUUGUUUACGUAGGUAUUAGGGAGCUUAGAUUAGGGGGACGCAAGCGUUGGGGCCUCCUAGCACUUGGGGCCACGGAACUGCGCAUGCGCAGACACCUACUGCGCAUUCGUAGUACCAUGGCCCCACGCGUUAGGCGGCCCCAACGCUUGCGUCCCCCUAAUAUAAAACUCUCUAUUAUCUUCAUGAGUAAGCGUGGGCCAUUUUCGCAGCCUGCACACUCUGCCAAUAGUCGCUAGCAUUCUCCGGACAAGACGCUACGCCUCAGUGGUAACAGACCACCCAGAAGUUAACAAGUGACCUCUUUGAACGACCAAAAGUAAAACACGAUCGCAUGCGGAUAUAGAUGUCUACAUGGCGUUAACAGCACAUGGCGGUUCAAUAACGAGCGGCGACAGUUCACAAGUUUCGAUUGCGCAUUUCUAACAGUCGCCUUCUUUCUACAUAGCACUCAUCUUAAGUCCCCCCUUGAAAGUUUUGAAAUAUUCCAAGACCUGAGCCCGAAAUACUUAAUUCCAGCGAUAAAUUGGCCAAUGAAGAAUUUGUGAGCAGUUUAAAUGAGCUCACGACGGUGCAUUCUUCUUAAGCUCAUCAUGUACCAGUAUUUGUAAUGUUCUAUAGUAGUCAUUAUUGGUGCAUAUGGUGACGACGGAACAUUUACCAAGUUUAACCGUCCAGAAGAAAUGAUUUCUAUCACCUGAGCGAGAUUGGUUCCGUAUGAAUCUUAAAAAUACUGCUCUGAAGUUUGCUGUGGCCGUAACGUAAAUAAUUUUAAAAAUGUCGCUGCCGUGCUAGAGACCAUAGAUUGAACAGUUAGAAAGCUCAGGAGUAUUGCUUCUUGGUCAGUUUUGCCCUUUGAUAUGGGUAAGACGUAAAAGCAUCUACAACGUUCAAGAGCUUAGUCGCGUGAUUGCCCUAUUUACACUAUGAUGUACCGCAUAGACUUGGAAGUGUAUGGCAAUAUGUGUGUCCAGAAAGUCAUCAGUGACUCGAAAAAGAAGAGCCAACAGCAAAGAUGAUGCUGGUAUUGCACACCAACGCUCAUGUGUAUUGCUUGUUUCUUCAGGCGGUGAAAAUAUAAACAAUCCGGGAAUGUUUAUUUAUGCACAUUAUACCCUUUUUAAAAGUGUUCUAUAUAACCCUCCCGAUGUGAUAAAGACGCUUUGUGAUUGCGAAAUAUGGUCGGACGGUCGGAAUAUGUCCUUAAGGAACACCUAUAAAGUGAAAAUGGGAGGAGUUUCUAAAGCACUCACAAGACUAAUUUUCUAUAAACAGCGGUCUGCACAAAGUUAGCUCAAGAAUGACACUGAGAGACGGGCGAGGCAGAGAUGUAAGUAAUCAGAAUCAGGGCUACGUAGCAGAUAUGAUAACCACGAUAGCUAGGCCUCCCAUUGCGUUGUGUUGGUUGGGUCACUCACACGUUCAAGCGCACUGCAAAUCGCCCGCAUCGUGCUCAUAUUCACACUUCCACCAGUCACCGUUUCUGUGCCCCCGUUAAUGUGCCAUUGCUCACAAUAAGUGUCGUUUUCGAUAUUUCGGUGUUGACGUUUUUAAUAAAAAUUGUUUUCCCA
Dermacentor silvarum is the source of this 7521-nucleotide messenger RNA. RefSeq names its product glycine receptor subunit alphaZ1-like. The record is from RefSeq and is a predicted model, not a curated record. NCBI's taxonomy places the organism in Eukaryota, Metazoa, Arthropoda, Arachnida, Ixodida, Ixodidae. The transcript is spliced from 9 exons. Gene Ontology annotation, cellular component: neuron projection; synapse; membrane. The coding region runs from base 371 to 1843 and encodes 490 amino acids. Gene Ontology annotation, molecular function: neurotransmitter receptor activity; transmembrane signaling receptor activity; extracellular ligand-gated monoatomic ion channel activity. Gene Ontology annotation, biological process: signal transduction; regulation of membrane potential; chemical synaptic transmission.